AUGAAUUGCAGCAAAUUGACAGAAGAUAGGAUCCCUGAGUUAGGAACGGAGUUUAACAGUGAAGAGGAUGCGUACAAGUUUUACAACAAAUAUGCCUUUAAAAUGGAUUUUAGUAGACGCAAAGACUAUCUGAAUAAAGAUAAAGACGGCGUGACCACGUAUAGAAGAUAUAGUUGCUGCAAGGAAGGUGUGAAGCGCAAGUACGAAGGUGAUGUUUCAGAAUUGGAGUCGACAUCGGUUUCAUUUGAUGAACACAUGUUUAUGGGAUACCGUUCAUCAACUGACUCAGUUUCGGAAAGAAAUAACACCUAUGGAUUGCGACUAACUACUCACAUCAACUCCACUCAGUUGCAGGUUGAUGAAUGA
Coffea eugenioides is the source of this 366-nucleotide messenger RNA. Its product is annotated as protein FAR1-RELATED SEQUENCE 5-like. The record is from RefSeq and is a predicted model, not a curated record. Bases 1 to 366 code for a protein of 121 amino acids. The transcript has 3 exons. Lineage: Eukaryota; Viridiplantae; Streptophyta; Magnoliopsida; Gentianales; Rubiaceae.